AAACCUGACAGCCAUCGCCGCAGCUGAGCUGAUAUCGGCUGCAGUUGAGGUGGCACUUUCUGGCCGCUGUGUUGGUUAGACCGGCUAAAAAAAACAACCUGCUGAAAUACCACUCCCACUCAGCCGUAGACGACACAGACCUCAACAUUAAGCCCUAAUCUAAGGUAUUGGCUGUUUGACUGUAAUGUAACGACGCUUAGCAUAGCCUAGCUUGUCUCGACAAAUUCCUUCAGGCAAAACGACCAGCUGUUAUUAGCCGGGGUCUUUGCUAAAUGAGCGUCUGUCAGCGCGAAAAGCGACUUUAUUUCGGAAGAUUAAAGUGGAUUUUGAAGUUAAAGUCGUCUUUGUGGUGUAGAGCUUACAGUUGAGCUUGAUGACCGAGUUUACUGUAUCACCUCGGGAGUCAAAGCUAGGCUAACCCCCCCCCCCCAGUCCUAGUCCUCUUCGGCCCUGCUUUUGUUUUGUUUUGUUUUGGUUUGUAGCCCUCUUCGAGAUGUCAUCGUGGCUGGGUGGAAUCGGCUCCGGCCUCGGUCAGUCUCUGGGCCAGGUCGGUGGUAGCCUGUCCUCCUUCACCGGGCAGAUAUCAAACUUUACCAAAGACAUGUUACUGGAAGGGGUGGAAGAAGUAGGAGAUGCCGCCACAGAACUGCAGGUGUCCAAUUCCAAGUUGGCUGACAUAGAGACUGCAUUUAACACUCAGAAAUCUGAGUAUGACAGAUUAAGAAAGCUCUAUGCAGAGCUCGAGGAGAAGCUGGAAGCAUCAGAGAUCCAGAUUAAAGGACAGUCUGCGGAGUACAGAAGCCUUCUGCAACAGAAAGAUGUGGAGAUCAGUCACCUGAAAGUUCGGCAGACAGGACUCCAGGAAGAAGUCCGGACGCUGCAGCAGUCGGCUCAGUCCGCCUCUGGCGGCCCCGCCAUGCUGCCUGUCACCACUUCUUCCUCAACCACUACCUCCUCCUCUGCUUCCUCUUACCUGUCGCGGCCCUCAGGGGCCCACCAGGGCUUCCACGGCGACGAAAUGGACCUCAGCGACGUUAUCUGGUCGCAGCAGGAGAUCAACAGGCUGUCGACAGAAGUCGUGCGUCUGGAGGCAGAGGUGGCACACUGGAGGCGAAUGUCUCAGGCAUCAUCAGCGGCAGGAGCCGGUAACGGCGACCAGGCAGAGAUUCUCAAACUUCAAAGAACUAUUAAGGAGCUGCGAGAGGAGAUGAGCCGGGAGGUGGAUGAACACCAGCAUGAACUGGCAGCUCUGCAGGACGCCCAGCGACAGAAGAUGGCCGACAUCACACGCCGACAUAGAGAGGACUUAGCGGAGUACGAGGAGAGGAUAGAAGAGCUGGAGGACCAGAUUCAGAGUGGUGGUAGUCAAACCUCUUCCCCAUCAGAUGCCUCCAAGCUGUCCGAAUUCCAGAAAACCAUAAGCUCCCUGCAGGAAGCAGCAGAUCAGCGGGAGAAGCAGCUGGCCGAGCUGUCUGCCAGUCUGGAGGAGGCGCAGUCGAAAAAGGCGUCCCUGCAGCUGGAGAAAGAUGAGGCCCAGGAAGAAAACACGGGGCUGCUGCAGAACUACACGCGUCUGCAGGCCUCUGUCACCGAGCUUCAGACACGAGUACAGGAGCAGGAGGGGAAGUCUCUGCAAAAAGCCCAGCUAGACCACGAGAUCCAAAUGUUGAGAAAGAAUCUUGCAGCUGCAGAAAAAGAAAUAGAGGGACUGAAAAGCCUGGCUGAGGCAGAACCAAAGGAAGAAGUUGAGCAUGCGGACAUCUUAGAACUGAACACCAUUAUUGCGACGUUGAGAGAAGAAAAGGAAAGUCUAGAACAAGAAAAGCUUGAUCUGCAAGAUAGACUAGAAAUGGCAGAGAACCAAAUAGUUAGCACUAAUGAAGCUGAGUCUGGUGACUCGGAGUCCCUGGAGGAUCUGAAGGCAGAGCUGGAGAGAAAGGAAAAGGCCCUGAGAAACACUGAGGAGGAACGGGACACUCUGAUGUCUGAGCUGGAGGAACUAGACCGGCAAAACCAGGAAGCAACACAGCACAUGAUCUCGGUGAAGGAGCAGCUCUCUGGACAGCUGAAGGAGGCCGAGGCACAACUGACGGAACUGACUGCAGAGCUGAACACAACCAAAGACCAGAAGAGGGCACUGGAGCAAGAGCUGGACACCCAAAAAGAGAAAACCAGCCAGAGUGCUUUCACCCUCAACGACCUGCACAUGGGCAAACAGGAGUUGGAACGGACCGUGAAGGAGCUGAAAGACAAACUGGGACGUGCACAGGAGCAGAGCAGGGGAGCACAACGAGAAAUCGCAGAGCUGAGGAAGACUGUUCAGGAGCGAGAGGAGCAAUCUUCUGUUGCCAAAGCAGAACUGGAUCAGUCAGGGGAGAGAGGAAUGGAGGCACAGGGAACUAAAGAGAAGCUAGCAGGGAAGGAGAGGGAGUUGUCAGACCUCAGGAGAGAAUUGGAUGAGAUGAGGCUCUCUCAGGAGAAGGCGAUGUCUGAGGACUAUGAGUUGAAGAUGGAGAUAAGGAGGUUGAAGGCGGAGAGGGAGCAGGCUCUGGGUAGAGCUGAGGAAGUAACCAAGCAGAUGAAGGAGAGCCAGGCAGCUCUGAACAGGACCGUGCGGGAGAAGGACACUCGUAUUGAAGCUCUAAAGCUGGAGAAAACUCAGCUAGACGUGGAAUUGGGUCAGACUGAAAGGACGCUAACGGAGCAGGCAAGACAGUACCAGCAGACCAUCGAGGAGUUGACCCGAGCCCGCUCCAUGGAUGCCUCUGCUUUACAGACGGAGCACGAGCGAGCCAUCAAACUCAACCAGGAGAAAGACAUGGAGAUAGCUCAGCUGAAGAGAGACAUGGAGCAAGUGGCGUCCGACCACAGAGACACCAACGAGAUGCUUUCGAUCACGGUUUCAGGGCAGAAGCAGCUGACCGAUUUGCUGCAGGAGAAGGAUGUCUUCAUGGACACUUUGAAACAAAAUGCUUCAGAUUUGCAGCAGGAGAUGGAGAACCGUAUUUUAGUCUUGACAAAGGAAGCGGAUGCAUUCAAACUGUUCCUGGAGGAGAAGGAUAGACAGUUGGGCGGUAUGAAGGAGGAGAACAGUCAUUUGAAAGAAGAGAUCGACCGGCUCAGGGAUCAGCAGAGCAGGCCUCAACCUCUGACUGAGCCCCGGACCUUAGACAUCAUCACGGAGCUAGAGACAGAGAUCACACAGCUCAAGUCCUCCAGGAAUGGUCUGGAAGAGGAGGUCCAGACUCUGAGAAGAACCACGGAGGAGCUCCAGGCCUCUCUCCUUCUGUCGCAGCAGUCCCUACAGGCUCAGCAGACUGAGCUGGAGCAGGCUCACGCUCGCCAUCAGCAGGUUACACUUAACUACGACAGACUCAUCCACGCCAGAGACGAAGAGAUAUCCUGCCUGCAGCACACGGUCGAUCAGCUUAGCGAGAGUGGCGUUCGUGCGGACUUCCCCCCGGUGCAGGGAGAGGUCAUCCUGCAGGAGGAGAAGACCCAGACUCUGAAUCAGGACAACGGCAACGAGAAACACGACCUGUCUAAGGGCGAAAUAGAAAAGCUGGUGCGAGGCAUCAAGGAGAAAGAGACCGAGAUCAGCCAGCUGAACGAGAAGAACCUCUCGCUGACCAGACAGCUGGAUCAGCUGGCGGUGUCUCGCGACGAAGUGGGCAAACUGUCCCAGAUGGUCCUGCAGAAGGAUCUGGAGAUCCAGGCGCUCCACGCCCGAGCGUCCAUGGCCGGAGGGGGCGGGCACAGCCAGGACAUCAUGUUCCUACAGCAGCAGCUGCAGGCGUACGCCGUGGAGAGAGAGCAAGUGCUCGCCGUGCUCAACGAGAAGACCAGAGAGAACAGCCAGCUGCGCUCGGACUACCACCGCCUCAUGGACAUCAUGGCGGGGAAGGAGGCGGCGCUGUCGAAGCUUCAGCAGGAGAACCAACGCCUCUCCAACAUGAGCGAUCCCUCGGGAAGCCAAGAGAUGUUCAAGGAGACCAUCCAGAACCUGUCGCGCAUCAUCAGGGAGAAGGACAUCGAGAUUGACGCCUUGACCCAGAAGUGCCAGACCCUGGUGACCGUCCUGCAGUCCUCGGCAGGGGACUCCAGCGCCGGCUCCGGAGGCGUCAGCAGCAACCAGUUUGAGGAGCUGCUGCAGGAGAGGGACACACUGAAGCAGCAGGUGAAGAAGAUGGAGGAGUGGAAGCAGCAGGUGAUCACCACGGUCAAGAACAUGCAGCACGAGUCGGCCCAGCUGCAGGAGGAGCUGAUCAAGCUGCAGGGUCAGGUCUCGGCCGACAGCGACUGCAGCUCCAAGCUGUCGGUGGACUACGCUGGACUGAUCCAGAGCUACGAGCAGAAGGAAAGGAGGCUGGGAAGUCUGAGUCAGGAACUGGCUCAGGUCCAGCAGACCAUCACCCAGCUCAGCACCACCAAGGACGUCCUGCUGGGUAAACUGGACAGCGUAGCCGUUGUGUCUGGACCGACUCCUGAAGUCGUAGCUGCUCAGUCCAGCGGCCCUUCUCUCACGGCCGACGCGCCAGGCCGCCAGGCGCCUCCAACAGCAAAGAACGAGAAACCGCAAGAAGAAGUUCUACGGUUGCGAAUUCAGUUGGCUGAGAGGGAGAACGUAAUUCGGACACUUCAGGAGAACAACCAGCGGCUCUCCAACUCGGCGUCUGCCACAGAGAGCGAGCAGAGAAGUCAGGCCGAGGAGGUCCGGCUGGCCAAAGAGCGGCUGGAAGCCAUGCAGAGGUCUGUGAGGGAGAAAGACCUGCUCAUCAAAACCAAAGGCGACCAGCUGAGUCACGUCAGCGAGGCACUACGCAACCGCGAGAACGACAACGAGGUGCUGAAGCAGGCCGUGACCAAUCUGAAAGAGCGGGCUCUUAUUCUAGAAAUGGACGUGAGGAAGCUGAAGGAGGAGAACGAGCUGGUAGCCACACGCUCUCGAGAGAAAGAGUCCGAGUUCAGAGCGCUGCAGGAAACCAACAUGCAGGUUUCCCUCCUGCUGAGAGAAAAGGAGUUUGAACUGAGUGCAGUGAGCGAGAAGUCAGCAACUGUGGAGAGGAUGCUAAAGGACAAAGAGCAGGGUAAGUCUGGCGAGCUGAAUCAACUCCUGAAUGAACUCAAGUCCAUGCAGGAGAAGGCUGUGGCGUUCCAGCAGGAGAGAGAUCAGGUGAUGAUGGCACUCAAGCAAAAACAAAUGGAGACCACUGCGAUACAAACUGAGCUUCAGCAUGUGAGAGACAAAGAACAGCGUCUCAACUUGGAGCUGGAAAGGUUGCGUAAUCACCUCUUGGAGAUUGAGGACUCGUACACGAGAGAAGCCCUCGGCGCAGAGGACAGGGAGACUGAACUACGCAGGAGGGUGGCACUGCUGGACGAGAAACUGGCCACGUCCUCGAGUGCUGUGGAGAAUGCCAGCCAACAGGCCAGCAUGCAGGUGGAGUCUCUGCAGGAGCAGCUGAGUGGAGUGGUGAAGCAGAGGGAUGAAGCCCUCAUCCAUCUCAGGACCUCCCAGGAGCAGGUCAACCAGUAUGCAGUGUCACUCUCCAACCUGCAGAUGGUGCUAGAGCAGUUUCAGCAAGAAGAGAAAGCCAUGUACUCGGCAGAGCUUGAUAGGCACAAGAAGGAGAAGGACGAGUGGAAAAGAAAAGCUCAGAGGCUGGAAGAUCAAGCAUCGGCCCUUCAGAUUAACCUCGAUGAAGCCAACGCUGCUCUGGAGUCAGCGUCGCGCCUCACCGAUCAGCUCGAUCUAAACGAGGAGCAAAUUGAAGAGCUGAAAAAACAAGUGGAAGUGAGACAGGAGAUGUUGGAGGAGGCGCAGAGGAAACUGAUGAACCUUCUAAACAGCACAGAGGGGAAGAUAGACAAAGUCCUGAUGCGUAACCUGUUCUUGGGAUACUUCCACACACCUAAAACCAAGCGUGCCGAUGUGCUGAGGCUCAUGGGAAGUGUACUGGGACUGAGCAGAGAAGAUGUUGAUAAGAUGUUAGAGGAGGACGGACGGCACGGUGUUACUGGAUGGAUGUCGAACUGGCUGGGAGGCAGAGGAGCACAAAGUGUCCCAAACACCCCCCCGAGGCCCACCAAUUCGCAAGGGCUCAACACGUCGUUCUCAGAGAUGUUUGUAAAGUUCCUGGAGAUUGAGUCGACCCCUUCGAUGCCCGCACCAAAGCUUCCGUUCCAGGACUUCAAGCCUCUAAACGCCCCACCUCAGGGAAGAGCCAGCGGUGCUGCUCCCAGCGGUGCUGCAGGAGGCGGAGCACUCAGCAAGCGGCCCGGCGAGUCCAAUCCUUUCCUGGCCCCGCGCUCUGCUGCCGUGCCCCUGCUGGCCGGUUCCAGCUCUGGCGGCUCAGGAGGUCACCUGCUCAUGAAGCCCAUCUCUGACAACCUGCCCACCUUCACCCCUGUGCCCGUCUCAGCUGAAGCCAGCGGUGGAGCUGUGCUCAAAGACCUGUUAAAGCAGUGACCGGUCCCGUAACCGGUGCCGGAGAUCUUAAUUCAUCCAACACGACUUUUACACUACACAGACAGAGAGAUAUUUGAGCAGUUCUGCUACUUAUUGCUGCUCUUUUUUUUCUUUCUUUUUUUUUUAAUAAAAAUGAUCAGAGAAAUCA
This is a messenger RNA of Perca fluviatilis (European perch), 6617 nucleotides long. RefSeq names its product thyroid hormone receptor interactor 11 (gene trip11). Bases 494 to 6469 code for a protein of 1991 amino acids. The record is from RefSeq and is a predicted model, not a curated record. Gene Ontology annotation, molecular function: small GTPase binding. Lineage: Eukaryota; Metazoa; Chordata; Actinopteri; Perciformes; Percidae. The transcript has 21 exons. Gene Ontology annotation, biological process: endoplasmic reticulum to Golgi vesicle-mediated transport; Golgi organization. Gene Ontology annotation, cellular component: Golgi apparatus.